This is a messenger RNA of Myripristis murdjan (pinecone soldierfish), 2009 nucleotides long. It is a transcript of the gene hddc2, whose product is annotated as HD domain containing 2. Lineage: Eukaryota; Metazoa; Chordata; Actinopteri; Holocentriformes; Holocentridae. Bases 60 to 725 code for a protein of 221 amino acids. Gene Ontology annotation, molecular function: 5'-deoxynucleotidase activity. Gene Ontology annotation, cellular component: cytoplasm. The record is from RefSeq and is a predicted model, not a curated record. The transcript has 6 exons.
CCACCACACCGACCUGUGACCGGGUGACUUGCACUACCGGGUCAGACAGACAGACUGCAAUGGCGGCGUCGGUGAACGACACAGCCGGCGUGAGCAAUAUGCUGCAGUUUAUGAAGCUUAUCGGACAGCUCAAAAGGGUGCCACGAACCGGGUGGGUGUACAGGAAGGUGAAGCAGCCGGAGAGUGUGUCAGACCACAUGUACCGGAUGGCCAUGAUGUCCCUGACCAUCACCGACCCCGCCGUGGACAAGGACAGGUGUAUAAAGCUGGCACUGGUUCAUGACAUGGCAGAGUGCAUUGUGGGAGAUAUUGCUCCGGCAGACAACGUCAGCAAGGCAGAGAAACACAGGCGAGAGGAGGAAGCAAUGAAGCAUCUGUCAGGUCUUCUGCCUGAGGGACUCAAAAAGGAGAUUUUUGGACUCUGGGAGGAGUACGAGACGCAGAGCAGUCCAGAGGCCAGGCUGGUCAAACAGUUUGACCUUGCAGAGAUGAUCCUGCAGGCUCAUGAGUAUGAGCAGCUGGAGGGCUCGCCUGGACGGCUGCAGGAGUUCUUCGACUCCACCAAUGGUCGUUUCCACCACCCUGACGUGCUCCAGUUUGUCAGCUGUCUGAACGAAGAGAGAAGACAGCUUAUGAGCAACGCCGAGGCAGCAAAGCAUUCUGGGAAGUCGCAGACCCCUAGCACAGAGUGUGCAGGGCCGCACACGCCCUCGCACUCCUCCUGACUGUGACACAGACACACACUCCUCCUCCGCAGAGGGGACGGAGAUGCUGGACUAUAACACAGAUACUGUAUACACACACACACAUCACAUGACUCGGCAUGUGACGAGCGGCCGGAGGGAAUUGGAUCUCGGGGGUUUUCCUCCCUCUGACUAUUCUUUUCACUCAGUUACAGGAGACUGAGGAAGAUUGUCACCGUUAACUCAGGAUAUUUUCAUUGUCCAUGGAGAUACUCCACCAAGCUGUCACUUUUUUGUUUGUUUUAAAGAAGCCUGAUAUAGCCAUCUGCUAUCACACAUAGCGAACAUACACAUAAUUGGAUUAUAUCACAAGCCGUUACACUAUAAGCCAGUUGUUGCAUAAGUGGCUGCAUACCUCAUAAUUUAACAACUGCAGCCGGUCAGUGAAGAAGCUGACCUGAGAGUUUGCUGGCACAUAAGAAAAUGAAGAAGCAGGAGCUGUUUCACUUCACUGCUGUGUUGUUUUAUUAUCAGUAUGUUAGACUAGUAUAUCAGCUUCAUGCUAUUCCACUUACUGUACUUCUGUUGAGUUUAUGAUGUUCUUAUUUCAGCAGAUUGUCCACUAUUUUCAGUAUAUCCACCAGGUGCUGCACAGUAACAACAGUGAUCUGUGAAAUAUGUGAUUUGGUUUGAAACAAUCUUUAAUAUUGAUACAUCAGUCAUAAAUACAGUUAUUUAUAAUGCUAUAUAAUUGUAGGAAUACAGGUGGGUUUGAAUGCCACAGCGUAGUCUUUGGGUUUUUAUAUAUGUGCAUUUCAGGGUUUUAGUAAAAACUUGCUCAUCUUGUUUGUUUUGUUUUUUUUUUAAAUGUGUUUUAAAACUCUCCUCGGUUUCCACUCCAUCAAUUUAAAAUGCAAAUAUACAAUGCAGUUCAUUUGACAAUGACGAGCAUUCAUUACCUCACUUAUUUUCAUAAUAUGACAACUCUCAUGUAUCUCAAGGGAGCAUAAGAAUAUUAUCAGAAAUACACAUUGUGAAAGUGAAUUGAAAGUUAAAUGAACCCAGACUGUUUUCAAACUACAGAAAAGAAAUAAUAAAAAAAAUAAAAGCAAGAGCUAACACUGAAAUGAUGAGAUGAGAAAAGGAACAAAAUAGAUUUUUUUUUUUUUUUUAAAUAAUGAAAGCACAAGCUUGCUUCAUUGUGGAAGAUUUUGCAGUGGACACACACACAAAAGAAAAAGCACAAAAAGGUUUCAUUUACACAAAACCAUCCAAUCUGCUUUUUAAUCCUUGUGGCACAACUCUUUUCAUAACCAUCUAAACAGU